This is a messenger RNA of Phragmites australis (common reed), 1656 nucleotides long. Its product is annotated as VAN3-binding protein-like. Gene Ontology annotation, biological process: leaf vascular tissue pattern formation; phloem or xylem histogenesis; auxin-activated signaling pathway. The transcript has 8 exons. The record is from RefSeq and is a predicted model, not a curated record. Lineage: Eukaryota; Viridiplantae; Streptophyta; Magnoliopsida; Poales; Poaceae. The coding region runs from base 68 to 1357 and encodes 429 amino acids.
CACUGAUCUGAUUCUGUUGUAUCGCUCAGCGCAGCCGCAAUAAGCCUGGUUCGAUCAGCGCUGAUCGAUGGAGCAUUUCAGGAGAGGAGUGGAGUUUGGGAUGGCAUCCUUUCAGAGAUGCCAUUCUAUGUCAUGUCAAGUGGCAGAGAGCGCUCCGAUCGACGCGCAAAAGGCGGCGAUCCGCUGUAAAGAGAAAUCACAGCGUUCUAAAUGCAGCAACCCCGCAGAGGUGCUGGUCAUCCCUGAGCAGGCAAUGGAGUUCCUCUCUCGAACAUGGAGCCCCUCCUCCUCGGAUAUCUUCCAAAUACUCUCCCCAAGCAGCCUGGGAUCAUCACCGGAAGACCGUGAGUCAAAAGGCACAAGAGGAGACGGAGACGAAGACAAAGACAGAGGCAGAGACGAUGAGAAAAAUCUCGACACGGUCCGCUCCGAUGGAGGAAGAAGCCAAUUGUUCGAUCAGACAUGGGGAGUUCUAGCGAGUGGGAAGCAUAGCUCCGGACAGCGCAGGCACAAGAUAGCCCAGCCUACCUGGCUCAACGCUGGGAACAUGAAGGCAAUGCUGCGAGGGUUCUUCCUGGACAGCGUGCCGGUCACCGGAAGCCGGCGAAGGAGGAGGAGAGACGAGCUCCGGCUGCACACAGCGCAGGUGCACACGGCCGUGUCGGUGGCGCAGCUCGCCGCGGCCGUCGCGGGCAUCGUGUCGGUGUGCGAGCUGCGGCCGGCCGCCGCUGCGGCUGACAAGAGGAUGUCCACGGUGCUCGCGUCCGCCGCGGCGCUGGUGGCCACCGUCUGCGCAGAGGCCGCGGAGACCGCGGGCGCCAACCGCGGGCGCGUCACGUCCGCCGUGAGGAGCGGCCUCGAGAGCCGCUCCUCCGCCGAGCUGCUCACCCUCACCGCCACCGCUGCGACAUGCCUGAGGGGAGCUGCGGCACUGAAACUGAGGGCAGCCGACCUCAGGGGAAUCGGCGGCGGUGGCAGCGGCAACGCCAUGGCCAUGAGCAUCAGCGCUGGCAUCCAGAAGGGCACAACCCUCAGGGUCUGCCUGCCUUGCGGGAGGGUGCGGGUGAGGACGGUGGCCGUCUUCCCGCAGCGCGGCGGCGCGGUAGCGCUGAGGCUGGGGAAGAAGCGCCUGCACGGCGCGUUCGCGACCUACAAGGACUAUAAAGUCGCGGCGGUCGGAGACGGCAGCGGCGUCGAGGCGGUGGUGGAGGGGCGGCCGGCGUUCCCGGUGGUGGUGAGCACGGCGGAGGGGGAGACGGUGCAGCUGCUGCUGGAGAACCAGACGCACUGCAAGGUCUGGAAGGCGGCCAUCGAGAGCAUGCUGUCCGAUCAGAGGCUCAAGCGCGCCAACAACUGACGAUUGAUUGGCCACCAUCUAAUCUAACCCUUACGGAUGGAUGCUUAUCAAAUAAGAGGGAUGUACAGCUAAGAUAAACCGUACGUACGCAGAGACAUGCGUAGUUGUAUUUCCCAAUCAAGCACGUAUAUAUGUGUAAUGCUCUGUAUGGUUCUGUUGGAUGGAGUAGAUGUGUAAUAAUAGUUUUUUUAUCACCUUAUGUCUUGGCUCUUGUAGAUGUAUCAUGUAUGCAUGUGUGUGUGAUUAUUGUAAGUUCAUAAUAUAAAGCUACAGGUAAAAAUAACAGAACACAUAGAAUU